Molecule: messenger RNA, 17684 nt
Organism: Amoebophrya sp. A120
Lineage: Eukaryota; Dinophyceae; Syndiniales; Amoebophryaceae
Source: the annotation of a GenBank genome assembly
CCGGGGCCGGUGGCUAAGCAAACUGCAAAAUGUGUCCUCUUCUCAACGCCUUCAUAGUCGCUAUGGAUGUGUCAGAGUUGAAAUCGACAAAGUUGAAAUAAUUUGUAAUGCAUAAAAUGCGACACAGAGACUGAUUCUAUUGCUGAAGGCGCAAGGGAGGCAGAUUCUAGUGCUGGUAAGGGUCAAGCAUCGGGCUGCUGACUAGCAUGACAGGGAGCAGCCAUCUUGCCCUAAACAGCAUGACAGACUUGCUUCAGAGGCCAGGAAAAUUUGUCAUGCGCCGAUUGGAAACUGUGGGUCCAACUGGUACAGAUUUUAUGCAUCACAAAUUAUUUCAACUUUGUUAAUUUCAAUUCUGACAGUUCCAUAGUCGUCAUCGCUGCGCGGCAGCACAUUGACAGCGGGUAAGGGUUGGCCGCGUUUUUUGGACGCGAGAACUGUGCGCGUGGCGGUAUUCAACCUCCCAAUAAAAAACUCUCCAGUAGAGCUACACCCACGACAAUGUGGUGGCCACAUCAAGUAAAACACCAGCAUCAUCGGGCGGCAGCACCGCACCGCCACGACGAGCGAAUGCGUCGCCCUCCAUUCGCCAUGCUCCUCCUUAAAACCCUCUUUCUCACGCCAUCCUUCUUGCAGCAAACCCACGGCUUCCUGAUCGCCAACUACUUCAAACACUGGAAGGCGCAAAGAAGCGUCGCGUGUAGGAGCAUGCUGUUGGAAGCGGACCGCCAGUUACAUGCGGGGAGAAAGAAGAAAAAGAAAAGGAGAAAGAAACCGAGUGGAAAUGCGGCGGGGAAUAAAGGCGAAGUCGUGCAACUUCUGCAACAAACGCCAGCAGAGGAAGUAGGAGGAGGUGCAGUGGCGCCAGGUGGUAAAGAUGCAGCUGCGGGGGGAGCAGCCGGAGCGGCGGAUGGUCCUGCUGCUGCACCAGGAGACGAAGCCGCUGGCGCAGCAGACGCAGGAGAAGCAGCUGCAUCUCCUGUUCUUGGUGCAGGAGCCGAUGCGGGAGGUGGCCUAGCACAGGGUGGGCCUGCAACCACCCCACAGGCCGAAAUAAUCGCAGCACCAGGAGCUGCUUCAGCAGCAGCACAAGGCGACGCCGACGCCGAGUCAGCAGCACCUUCGCCAACAAUAAACAAGCCCUGCACGUGUAAAAACGGUCUCGCCGCAACGUCUCUCGAAGAAGGCUGCUCGAUAUGAAUGUGUCAGGAUCGAAAUCGACAAAGUUUAAAUUGAACAAAUUAAUAGUUUGUCAUGCAUAAAGUGGAGCGCAAAAAUUGUCUCUAUUGCAGAGGACGCAAGGGAGGCAAUUUGUAAGCCUCUUGAGGGGUAGAAAUAGGGCUCCUAAAGUAGCAUGACAAAAGGCGCCGCCCUUACCCAAACAGCAUGACAAACUGGAUUUAGGUUCUACCUGAAUUUUUUGUCAUGCGCCACUUGAAAAGUGGGCUUCAACUGGCAUCCACUUUAUGCAUGACAAAUCAUUUCAACUACUUUGUCGAUUUCGAUUCUGACACAUCCAUACUCGACCCCGGGGGAGUACGCCUGCAAAUCCACAGGUUGCUUAUCAAAUGCAAAUACGUCUGAACCAGUGGAACUUGUGAUGCGUGUCUUGCAUUCCUGGAAAAUCAGUGUUGCAUUAACAGCAAACGUAACGAGGGGCUUGCUUUGUCAUGCAAAAACGCAAUCUGUGAUGCGUGCUAGGCAUCAGCAGGUCGGUGUCUCGAAAACUUGUCAUGCUUGGCUGCCAUUGCAAGCGCUUCUAUCAUGCUCAAUUCAGCAUCACAGGUUUAUUCUAGACCCAGACAUAUCUGCAAUGCAUAUUGCUCCAGUGGCUACUACUUCAUCGCCGAAUCGAAAUAUUGCAGCAAGGAAAGAGGCCGCGUUUUUGAGACGAAAGGCGCGGCUUCUUCCUCCUCUUCAGGAGCUGGCGUAAAACCAAUCCAACUCGAGGGUGUGAUCAAAAUGGAGUUGGUGUUGAAGGGAAUGACCAGCGGAAACGACUUGCUGUUGGACAAAUCUUGGAUGAAAUCGAUGCAGGAAUUCAUCUGUCGAGAUUUCGGCAUCCCUUUAGAAGGCGGCACCGCGUCCGCCUGCUCUGCGUCUGUCAGUCUGCAGCCACCGGUGUUGAAGCACUUGCCGGUUCUGGACGAUCGGAAGAAGGGGACCACGACACCAGGUACUACAACAGCUUUGCUGCAGGAAACAGAAAAUGAAAAUCAAGUUCCCGUACCGGCCCAGGGAAAACUGCAGCAGCAGUGGUCCGAAGAGCAUGAUCUGCUGGAACAAGCUGGGGAUUUGGGCGACAAUUCCCCGGUGGUUUUCCCGGGAACAAUGGAUAAUUACGCGUACAACCGCAAUUUAACCAACAUUUCCGGCGUAAUCCAAACCGACGCACUGAACGGGACAUAUUUGUAUCCAGCGGGAGAUUCGCUGACCUACACAGACGUGUACGAGGAUCCGACGAAGGAGAAAAACAGAUUAUUCAAGAUCACCUCUCCCGCACAAGCAUCUGAUGAGGAUUUGGCGCAGCAAAAGCAAGUUCUGCAGGAGGACAAAGACGGGAUUUGGAGCUUCGCCAUGGAGAAUUCCGUGGUUGCGAAGGAAGGCGUUUUUCCGGGCGCGCUGAAUAGUAUCAAGGGCGAGCCGUACACGUAUGAGCUAGCGGAUGGGAAGACGAGAAAGGUUGCCGGGUCGGUAUGGGGUGGUGAAAGAUGAAUUGGACCAUGGAAGUGAUCAUACUUAUUGCUUCUGUAACGUGGAUAAUCAAUCAUUUCACUCGAGGAUUUUGCAUCUUUGCAGGUUACACGCAACACAUAAACAUCUGAGCGUCUGUGCGAACAGCACGCAUGCCCGCAUGUUUGAUUUUGAAUGAGAGUCAGUACUCUGGCAACCUAUUGCACUCAAGUUGUCUCCAAGGCUCACCCACUACAACAAGUGAACGUUGCGCAAGGGUAUACGAACACCGGGUGGAAAAUACUCAAUUAUGCCAGCUACUUCUAGCUCAACUCUGUCAUUUUACCCCUCCCAUACGCCAAACAAAUCUUCAACCUCGCACCCGCCACAGCCAAUAAUCUCGUCAAGUUCGCCAACGAGAUUGCGAAGGAAGAAAGGAACGCCACUGCGCUCCACCGGAUCGGACAAACUGCGCAGGAAGAUUUGCUUUUCGAAAACAGCCAGGAAAAAGGGAAGAAAUGGCGCAGUCGCGCGUGGCUGCCAUACGAAAUGCAAAAGCAUGGUACUAGUCUGAAUUGCAUUACAAAUUUCCUCAGCAUGAGAAAUGGAAUUUGUAAUGCUGAUUGAUCUUAGGAAAAAGAUUUGUAACGCAUAACUGCAAUUACUACGAGUGCGAUGCUUUUGCAGUUCAUAUGCCAGACCGGCAGACGACUUUGAAGGUGGACACGGAGUUUUUGAGGACGAAGAAUAGUCUGUCGUUUUCAGUAGCAAUGAACAAGAGUGCGGCCAACUCAUCAACGACCCCGUACAACAACCCGAUUAUAAGCGCAGGAACAACAUCUGCUGCAACCUCAGGUUCAGCGUCUACUUCCCCAUCGGUCGUGACGGCGGCGCCCUCUGCUGCUGGUCCUGCACUUCUGAAUUCGAAAAAGCAUGAUGUGGACGUGGAGGAGAAAGCAAAAACCGACGAGGAGGAAGAUUAUGAAGUAGUAGAGUUGGAGCAUUUAGACGGGAAAACGGAGGACUUUCCCGAAGAAAUUCUGCGAGAGGCAACUACGGAUGGAACUACGGAGGCCGAUGUUGUGAGUCUCGCUGAGGUCGACCGGAAAAUAAAUGGAGAACGAAAAAUAAAGCAGCAUCAGCACCAAAAACCCUUCUUCCCGACCCGAGUGGAAGACCUCACGCUGUACAAACUCCCGGAAGCGCAGAUCAUCCCGGAAUUUGUCUUAGCCAAAGUCGACGCGUUCAACUGUCCGCAAGUCCUCGGUGCGAAUUUCGUCCCAGUUUCCUCCGAGGCAGAGUGCAGGAAAGCGGCAGAUUUCUUCUACCCAUCGAAAGGGAGUAGCAUCGACCCGGCUGUGAAAAAUCAGUGGACGCCGUUUGGGUGCCAAAGACUCGCUCCCUCCGGCCAGUUUAUCUUCAAUCAACCGCAAAAAGUGAAUUUCGACAAACAACUCGGACAGCACCGACUCGCGACGCAGUUGGUGUGUCAAAUGGCGCAUUUCUCCACGUACAAGAAACCAACAGGGUUGCUCGGGGCCGGAUCAUCGGAACAAAGUGGAAAAGAUAAAGACGGCGAAGCAAACGCCGAGCAGCGGAAGAGACUGGAGAAAUUAGUUUCCGACCCGUUGGUCCACCCCCACACGAGGUCGUUGGUCUACAAGCUGUUGGACAAGAAAAAACCGGCGUCCAAAGAGUUGGACUUCACGCCCCCAAAAUACGCGUUCGACCUGAAAUACAUCUCUCCCGACAGCUACCUCUACGUCAACCCCAACGCAUUGGAUUUAAACGCUCCGUGUAGGGAUUCCUUGGAUUUCCGAGACGAAGCGGACUUGAGCUGCAGAGACUGGGCGGUAUUGCUGAAAGAUCAAGUCGGGAAACAGUUAAAAUCCGAGGAUUUGCGAACCUGCGACACGGCGUUUAAGCAAAUCAGCUUUCACGUGGACGAAAAGACGGGGGUGUCGAAUUCUCUAAAUUUAGGGAAAGUCCCCUACAGCAAGUUCGGCAUUAACCAGCUCCUGUGUAACUGCCCAAUUGCCUGCGGUCUCGGGUCGCGCGGGAACUGCCGAAGCAAGGAGUGCAUCCGCACCUGCACCGUAGACAACGGACCUUUUUUCCCUUUAACUCCGGACAGCAAAACGUUUAAACCGGGGGAUACGGCAAAUAUUGGUCCGGUGUACAACGGGCCGGUGCACAGUAUACCCGGAUUUUGCCCGUUGCAGACGGGGUUGGAAGUGGGGAAGAACUGCGUGCACAGUUACCAGUGCCAUAGUGGAAUCUGUUGCCCGUUUCAGAAGAUGUGCUUACUCGAGGUGAUGAAACCGGAUAUGAAAGCGGUGGUGAAGAUAUGCGAAGACAAAUUCAUGAUUCCCGGACUACACGACAUUGUACAAAUUGCAUCACAAAUUUCGCUGACUUUGAGCAGAUGCUUACCACUUGUCAUGCUGAAUGAGAUUGAAGAAAAUUUUUGUCAUGCGGAUGAAACGGUACAAGCUUUGCGUCUGCGUGUGCGGGAUGAAAUUUCAUUUUGAUAAAAAAGCGCGAAAAACUUGGACGUGGUGUCGCUGUUGCAGACAGGAGAAACUGAAUAUCCAAGAAAAAAACUGUGUAAGUGUAAAUCUGUGAUGCAGAACAUGCAACAGAGUUACACCUAUCAUGCCAGACAGCCAUGCAGUCCUCCUUUCAUGUGUGUUUUCCCUUACAAAUCACGCAUGACAGGUUUUCUGUGUCAUGUAGAGCAAAUUUGUGAUGCUAUCAGCCAAAGAAAGUUACACUAGCACAGUUUUUUUCUUGGAUACUGAAGUAGAGGAUGCUAGUGCUAGAGAAAAUGCAGAGCAGGAAACCACCGACGCAGAACUAGAGGACGACGAGGCACUAGUGGCUCAAGGGCAGGAUCAAAUGGAGGAAGAGGAGGGAACCGAUGAACAAGCGGAAGCCAAGCCUGCCGCUGCCCCAAAGGAAAGCGGCAAAUUUGUGUCCAAGAAGAGAACCGCUGGUGCCAAAGGAAAGUACAAACAAGAAGUGAAGAAGAAGAAAACCGCUGCAGGUCAAAACACCAAAAUGAAGAACAAAGAAAACACCUCUCAAGAACCAGACGAAGUGACGCUCUCGACCCUCUACCCUUCCGCCAACGGGAUGAAGUCCGUUUCAGAACUGACCAGCAACUCCUGGGCACUACGCCUCCUAUGCAUUGCAAAAAUAUCGUAUUUACGUAUAAAUUGCAUUACAUAUAGAAUUUGUAAUGCUGAUUUGCUAAGAAACCAGGUUUGAUGUCAUGCAUGAUUGUAAUUAGUACAACUACGAUACUUUUGCACACGAUAACUCCCCUCUUCCAACAACCAAAAGGUUUUCCACGACAAGUACCUCCAAGCGGAACCCGUUUGCCUUGGUCCGAUCUCGAAAGAUGCGCUGAUGAUGUGGAAGCAGGACGAGAAUAUCGAGAAGAACGGCGAUUUCACGAUGAUAUCCUCUAACAAGCAGAAAAACGAUAUCGAGCAGAUCCGGUACUGCGACACACCGAACGACCCGUCUUACGACAGUGCACAACCCCCCCUCGCCCUCAUUGAUUUGUAUGUUGACAUGAACAGCAAUACAAACACCAGCACACAUGGAAACUGUGCAUGACAAAUUUUUCGUGCCUUAUGUAGUACUGUUUGGGCUUCCGGAUGAAUCUGUCAUGCUAACAGUGCCAGAGGGAAGCGGUUGGAUUUGGGGUUUUGCAUGACAAAUGAGGGGGAGGUGGAGCUGUGCACUCUCAUACGUCUUUGGCGGAGUGUAACUGCAAAAUGUCGUUUCUACUCCGUUACUGGGCGGGGGAGUGGACGAGCGAGGAGUGCAGUGCGAAAUCGUUGAAGAAAUCACCGUAUGCACUGCAAAAGUACCGUACUCGUACUGAUUGCAGAUGUGCAUGACAAACCUCCUUCCAAAGCUAUAACAGCAUGACAAAUUACAUUUGUCUUGCUAAGCUAAUUUGUGAUGCAAUUUCUACUAGUACGAUACGUUUGCAAUGCAUACACCGAAUGCGGCCUUGGAAUCCGGAGUUCUAGGGGAGAACGCCGAGGAUAAGGAGCAGAAAAACGCGGAGAAAGCGUUGAUGACUAGCGCGAAGGAGGGAGGUAGUACAUUCGGUUCUGAUGCAGGAGACGCAGCGGGAGAGGACGCAGCGAGUGCUGCUACAGCAGCAGAAGCUGCGGGCGAAGAAACCGACCUUAGUUUGAUCCAGACAGCAAAAACAUCGUAUUCAGUUCUUGACAGCACAGAGUCCUAUGACCGACAAGACCCUGCUCCUGCAGCAGGAGGUGACAAAGACGAUGAAAAAUCAUCCUCCCCCUACGACGACAGCGUUUUGAAACCACCCAGACACUACAACGUCCCGCCCCACCGAUCCUUCUGCCAGUACUUCGGGGACGAAGCAGCUUCCUUCGACAUGGAGAUUACCUUCCCACAGAUCGAACUUCCCCUCGCUUUCGACGGAAAGGACGCGUACAGCAACAUCGCGAUUUCCACGGCGAUCAGGAACGCACUUAACGAAAUCCCCCGUGCGGUCGGUGUAGUGGUCCCGAGAUAUCAGAAACUCCGGCUGGUCUCCCUAGAAUUGAAGCCGGAGCCGCCAGCCGGAACGAGUUUGUUCUCGGAGGGGAACGGCGAGAAAUCAGUGAUUCCGAAGCUGAAAUUCUCCUAUCCGUAUGCAAUACAAAUUUCCCGUACAUGUGCAAGAUGCAUCACAAAUUUCACCAAUUUGGAGCGUAAAACUUGUCAUGCUGAACCAGGAUCGAAGCCAUGUUUUGUCAUGCGGAGACCGCAUCUGUACGUGUGCGGGAAAUUUACUGCGGAUAAUCCUUCAAGCAAAAGGGGGCCUCCGGAACAGCCGUUUGACUAUUCGAAGAUCGCGACGAAAGAGUACAAAGCGAAAGCUAGUUUUGGAUCUUCUGGGACGAGUAGUGCGUACAAAAAGCAAGAAGACCUCGCGCACGCGAAAUCGUCGGCGCAGGCGGUGAAAGCAGCCACGAUGCCGGAGCCGGAGAUUCCAAAUACCAAGCAGAACGUGACGCAGCCGGAACCAGAGGAAAAUUCCAUUGCGCACGCAAAAGCGGAGGCUGUCAUGCAGAAGGCGUAUGAGGAGGGCAGUGAGUCGCAGUCGAACUCGACGAGUUUGAUGCUUUUGCAAGGCAGAGCAACGAUGAAAAAUCGGAAUAAUGGAAAAGAGGAAAAUCAAAAUGCGGAAAGUGCAUCUCCCGCUGCGUUCAAGUUAGUGCAGAAGUCGAUGAAGAUGAAAGUUCGGUUACUACAGUGAAAAAUGCCCCCACCCCCGAACUUGGGAGCAUUUGUAUUGCAAACCUUUCCCAAUGAAAUAGUUGCCCUCUUGCAUCUAUCAGCAUCACAGGUUUCCCAUCGUGAAUAGCAAAAAUUUGUAAUUGCAAAAGAUCCCAGCAAGAGUGGCGCGUGUCAUGCAAGCGAUGCGAUACACGCCUACACUCUGCAUCAGAAAGAUUCACACUCCUUUCAUGCAUAGCAAAAAGUUUUCAUUUGGAAACUUCGCAUCACAAAUUUUUGCAAACUUGGGGGUGGGGGCCUUAUUCACUGCAAUAUCGGUUUUGGAUGAACUUACUCGACAUGCCCGACAUGCUGAAGGCGUUGCAGACGAAAGCGGUGCGGUACGCUCUGAUGCGGCAGAUUGGCACGAUCAACGAAGAAAAGUUUGACAGCGUGCCCACGGAGAUCCAGAUGAUGCUCGGUAUAGUGCUUUUUUGGAAGAUUUUUUGUGUGACGAAGGGGUUUCUCAUGCUCAAUAUCGUAUUGGUGACCAUGGUUGUCAACAUGCAUAUCUCGCUACAACGACUACAUCAGAUUCCCUUUCCGCUACGUGGCCGCAGUUCGCCCCGUGCGCGAUCCCCAAGCUCUUGAACCUCGGCUACGCGGCUAUGGCGUUCUCAAACGUUACAUUCUCAACUGUUACAUGGAUUUGUGAUGCAAGAAUGGGAAAAAUGAAAGGGGGGGCAUUGCGCGUCUUGCAUGACAGAUUUGGCACAGAUUGUCAGCCUGUUUGGCCCCUCCAGGAUUUGUCAUGCAGAGCAGCUUGAUCGUGUAGAUGAUAAUGGUAGUUAAGCAUGACAAAUCAUGUAACAUUUGAGAACUCCAUAGCGGCGGUAACCUGCCACCCGGCACUGGCAAAUCAUUUCAAAGACACCAUUUUUCAAAAGUUCGGCGACUCACCGAUUCAGCCGGUUUGGCUGUUGAACACAAUUCCGGAUGAGGUGAAGAAGAAGCCGGAAUUCGACGCUGCAAAAUUAGGGAACAACAUCAUCACCGCGCCUUUUGAGUUGAAGCAGACGAAGGAGGAUGAUAACUCAACGGGUGCUGGCGCAGUGGAUGCAGCUACAAAUAAGGCUAAACAAAAAGCAUCGGAGGAGGUGCAGCUGCUUUUCGGAACGUCGAAAGAAACAAAACGCACAAGGCACAAGAAGCAGCGAAUCCAAGCAGAGGCAACGGACGACGUGCCGGUGAAGGUGAAACUGCUCGGAAGCGAAAACGUGGAAGUGUUAUCGGAAGUGACAGUGCCGUUUCUCGUCGAUAGCGGGAAGAUGGCAUCUGGUGCAACUACGAGUGCAGCGGUGUCGAUCCAGCCGGGGCAGGAGGAAAAUCUGUUGAGAACUGCGAUAUCCAGGAAAAAACACCCAUGCACAUCCAAUUUGUCAUGCAAAACACGUAUCAAAUUCUAUGUUUGUCAUGCAAAACAUGGAUGGGGAUGGGGUUUUUUCUGUGGAUAUGCGAAUGCUUUACUCUACAACGGUGAGCCAUACCGGACUUUGAACACGAUCAAGAUUUUACCAACUCUACCGGGAAUGCCAUCGGCUGGAGCCUCUCUAUCACCAGGAAAAGAUGAAGCUGCACCAGGAGACAAAAAUGACAAACCCUCGGGUACCUCCACCCUGUCCAAGAAAGAGAAGGCGGCCGCGAUGCAGAAAGCGAAAGACGCUUCCCCGAUCCACAGCUACUGCCCGGAAUCCACGGUUGAACUUUUCCCAAACACAGAAAAAGCGGUGUGUGUCGACCAAGUUUGCAAUUGCGAGGGAGGAGGGGAGCCCGCGGUCGGGAAACAGUGCCCCUCGACGGAACAGGGCGAGCCGGGGGAUAAGUGCGUCUCCUGCCCCGCGGGGACGGCGUUUGCGGAUUUUGAAAAUUCGAAGUGUUUGGAGAAGGAGCAGGUUAAGCAGAAAUUAAACGGGAAAGUGCCGAACACGUAUGCAUUGCAAAAGUAUAAUCGUGCUCGUACUAAUAAUGGCAAUCAUGCAUGACAGAUCUAUCAGUGUACGCUAAGCAGCAUGACAACUUGCAUCUUUCAUACUGACCAAACUUGUGAUGUGAUUUCUACUACUAGUGCGAUACUUUUGCACUUGAUAACACGCCGGAAAUCACGAUGUUUGAAGCCCCGGCGGCGGAGAAAAAAAUUCUACCGGCAACGCAGGAGGAAAUCAUGAACAAUCAGGGGGUUUCGCUGGCGAAUUUCACUUCUGCGGAGGACAAAGGGGAGAUGGAGGAUGACGAGGGUGAUCUCGGUGCUGGAGCGGUGAAUGCGACUGCAGGAACAGGUGUUGGUCCCGUGAAUAGUAACGGCACGGCGAAGAUGAAUACGAGUAGCGCUACGGCGGCUGCAGGAGCGGAGGGUACAGCUGGUGCGACAGGCGGAGAUGAAGCAGCAGUUGCAGGAGCAGCUGAGGGCGGUGACGCAGCAGCAGGAGCAGCUGGCGCAGGUAAACCCGACGCAGCAGCAGCAGCAGGAGGAGUUCCCCCUCCGAAUGAAAAAACCUCAGGAGCUCCUGCUUCACCCGCUGGCACUACUACUGGCUCCACCACCAUCACCUCGAAAGACGGAACUCAAAAGCUCACGUGCCCACCCUGUGAAACAACGGACGACAAGCAGGAAUUGGAGAACCUCGUCGCGAAAAUCUCCGAAGCAACCGACUGUGGCGAAUACCCGAUGAACGCUUACGAAGAUUGCUGCCCGUCUUGUGGGACGAAAGGUAUCGAGCCGACGAACUUCAACUGCAUGAAGUGCAUAUCAACUGUAAAAAUGUCUGGGUCUGGAAACUUGUGACGCUGGUUGGCGUAUCAUGAGGCGGCCACAAGUGCUGGCUCAGCAUGACAAGUUUCUGAGCUUCGAGGUGUUGCCUUUUCCGCAUGACAAACUGCGUUUCUGCAUGACAAAAAAACGGGGCUCUUGGGUAACGUGCAUGACAUACUUUGGGGUCAUGCUGGCAGAGCAUGACAGACCUUCCAUUCUUCCAGACCCAGACAUUUUUACAAUCCAUAGUGCAUACUGGGGCACGAUAGCGGCAUCCCGCAAGUCUGCUAUAUGCAGUGCAAAGGCAUCGUUAUCGUAUGUAGUGAGGUCACCGAACGGUUCUAACCAGGGAGUUUUUUUGACAGCUACCCUGAAAAACGAGCGGCAGUUUUCAAGCGGCCGGAAGCGUUUUUUGACAAAAAAUAUUUUCAAUUAUCAAGCGGCUUUGGCUGUGUCGGCACCGAAUCGCCAGCGGAUUCUAUCGAUCGCCGCUGGGUAAAACGACGCAGGGGAGCCGGCAAAAGGGGCGCCCUUCUGAGGCGCCCACCGCCUUAGUUUCUGGCGGUUUGGGGCGCCCAAAAAGGGACGCGCAAAAAACGCGCCCAAAAUCAGAACAGCGAAACAGCAUGGCACGGCCGUGAUUUCGGAGCAUUUUGGGUGGCAGCGAAAGCGGCCGCCUUUUCGCCAGUUUCAGAGCCUGGGAAGCUUUGCAAAAAGCGCCGGCGUGAAAAAUAAAAACGCGAAAAAGAAAAUGCGCUCCAGACGCGCAAAGCCAAUCCGCAUGCUAUGGGCCCGAUUUUUCUUCGCUUUUUGGACGCCCCCCGCGGCACCCGGAUCGGCCCCAUAGCGUGGGGGCUGGCUUUCGGAAAGGAAUUUCGGGAAUUUGCCAAAAUUGGCGACGUUUCCCAAGUGGCCGCCAUACCGUCCGGCAUAACGUUACUCACGGCGGUAUGGCGAGCCCAUAAAAAGCAAAGCCGCGGCCAAGGCUGCGGCCGGCAAAAAAACGCCCACGACCUCACUACCCCCGCCCCGGCGGCUAUAUUUGGUACUCGUUGAAAUGCAUGGACAUGCAUUACAAAUUUCCUCAGCAUGAGACAUGAAAUUUGUAAUGCGGAUUCACCUAUAAGACAAAAAAUUGUAUUGCAUGAUUGCCAUACGGGUACGAUACUUUUGCAGAGGAGAUGCUACGCGAUGAAACGGCAGCAGUUGUAUGAUUCCGUGAAAGAUCAGUUGAUCAAAGUCCACAAACUCAAAGGCGACCCGAAGUAUGAGGUGUGUGCGGAGGUGGUGGACAGUAGUUCCGCAGACGGGGAUAUCCAGGAAAAAACACUCAUCCCCAUCCAAUUUGUCAUGCAACGCCCGCACAAAACCAACUAUUUGUCAUGCAGAAAAUGGAUGGGGAUGGGUGUUUUUUCCUUGAUAGGGGAAAAGAAGAAAUUAGAGCUUGAUGAGAAGAAAAAAGCGGACAAAAUGUUCAAAAUCGACAAGGCGUUGGCGGUGUCUUCAGUCGAAUUACCCGGGGAGUGCGAUGACUACGAGAAAGCGGAGCUCUUGACGUUGCUCGAAGGGCCUUUUGGCGGCAUUCCCGAUUCGGAUGAAGAGGAGGGAGAAGCGGAGGACAGCGAAGGUGCGAAAGAGAGUACCGAAGAGGACAAAUCCGCCGCGGCUGCAGAAAAUACCGGUGAACCAAAAGAGCAAGAGGAACUCGACCCAACGAAAGUCGAAGAUCCGUUUCACGGUACUCCGGUCGAGGGGGAGGUCACCGACCCACCGACCACUCCUGCGCCGACAACUACAACCACCACAACAACCGCUGCACCAGUUGUCCUCGAUGAAAGCCAACGAGUUUCGCGGUUUGUCCGUUUUUCGGGGAUUCCGAAGAAUUACGAGCAGUUUGUGACUGGAGUUGAGUCUGAAGGGGUGCCGAUUCUGGACUUGGGCUACAUGAAGCGGGAAGACAUCACACACAUCGAAUCCGUCCGAGAUGAUCAUUACGGGAAUUCAAGCGAGGUUUUCUCGGUGUUACGGGUAAUGAAGAUGCGGGAGGAGAUCCAGAAGGAGGGCGAGAAAACUGGAGAGGUACUAGGUGAUGAAGCGGACAUGAAAAGCGUUGCUGCUUCGAAAGUACAAGGCGGAAGUGACGAAAACGGGGCCGAUGGCGUUGGUUCCAAUCACAUUUUUCUCGGGCAAUUAGGAGAGGAAGACGACACGGAGUUCCCACAACUAACGAAUUCUAACGAUCCGGAUGUGUCCUCCGACGUGGAAACGAUCAUGCAAAACGUCCCGAGCGGGAAGUGGCGAUUUCAGUACAAGAACCGGAAGGUCAGAUACCGAGCCUAUUCCCCGGUGUGGCUUUCUGACGGAACGGACAUUUCCUCCCUGGGGAUAAAAUUACACCACGGGAUUCUGUUCGCGUUCACGGGGCGGGACGUGCUACAACAGCACGACGAGUACGCGUUUUGCGGAUCGAAAUCAGAAGCGCUAGACGCGCAGAAAGUGGCAAACAACAUGGGCGUGAUCGUGAUUUGCCCGUUGGCGGAUAAACAGUACGGAAUGAUGCGGAAAAAAGCGAAGGGGAAGAAGAAAAAAGAAGCAGGAGCAGAGGCUACUGUUCCUGCCGCUACUGCUAGCUCCGGAGUAGUGCAGGAAGAUGUUGAAAAAUUACCAGCAGCAGAUGACGCCGCCGCUCCGAAACAGUCAGAAGCAGCUGGCGGUCCAGAGGGAGCAAGUGCACCAGGGGCAGUAGUAGCAGAAGGACAAGCGCCUGAAGACAAAGACGGCGCCACUGCAGUGGCUGGGGCGCUUCUGCAACUCAACCAAGAGCCCGUAGUACCACCAGCAGCUUCAUCGGGUGAAGACGAAGAAGCAGGCACGACUGCCGUCGAAGGCACGGACGAUGCAGUAGCAGGUUCAGAAGACAAGAAAGGCUGGCCAACAGCAGAGAUAGCCGCGGAUGAAGCGGCUCCAGGUCCUGCAGAAACAGCGAAAGCCGGAAGUGCUCCAGAACAAGCGAAGGCGGAAGACGAAUCGGCAAACAACAAGGAGGACCUCCCAAAAGACACCGGCAACGGCAUCCGGUUGGUAGAGCCCGCGGCCUGCUGGGAAACCUUCGCUGAUCUAGGGGCGAAGGGGUUUUGCGAGGAUCCGUUGGAUAUGAAAUGCAAAUAUGUCUGGGUCCCCUGGAAGGAUGCAACUUGUGAUGCUAACUUUGGACUCUACAGAAAAUCUGUAUUGCAUGAACAGCAAAAGAGGUGUAAUAAGUAUUUGCUACGCGGAGAGGGCAUUUCUCAUGCGGUAUGAGCAUCGGAAAGCCCUCGCAACAUCUCUGAUGCUAGAGCAUGCAUCACAGACCUCACGGGCGAUGCAAAAUCUGCAUUACAAACUCCAGCAUUCUUCCAGACAGAGACAUUUUUGCAUUUGAUAUUGGAAGUGAAAAAACCGCCGAAGGACCCAGAGGAUGACGAGGAUGGGCUGUUCAGGUAUGGAAUUCUCAAAUGUUACAUUCUCAACUGUUACAUGAAUUUGUCAUGCAAGAACAACAAAAGUGAACGCGCGAAGAUUGCGCGCUUUGCAUUACAAAUUCGGAGCAGAUUCAGGUGGUGUUUAGCCCUUCGAGAAUUUGUCAUGCGAAACACCUUGAUUGUGUGGCGGCUUAUGGUCAUUUUGCAUCACAAAUCAAUGUAACGGUUGAGAAUGUAACUCUUGAGAACCCCAUAUCAGUGUGGAGCCAGUUGCAGCACCUACAAAGGGAGCGGCUGCCGGUCCUGAAGGCGCAUCAGAAGAAUCACCUGAAGAACAGAAAGCUCCGGCUGCUGGUGCACCGGAAGUAAAAGAAUCGUCCGCAGAUGAAGCUGCAGCUGAUACAACAGUCGCAGAAGCAGCAACAGCAGCUGCAGAAGGAGCAGCAGCAGACGACGAAGGGCAAGCUGCGGAAGGAGAAGCGGGAGGUGGACCUACGGUGGUAGUGCAAUCGGGAGGUGGACCUCCUGCGCUGUUCCUGCAAAUGGGAAGUAGUGGGGAAAAUGUGGAAGAACAAGAACGACAAGCCGCGGAAAAAUUAAAUUCCAACCAAGACCAAACCCCAGACGACGCGGAAGUUCCGGAUUUUGAUUCCUACCCAUCCGACGCUGAGGCGAUGAUAGCACUGAUUCAGCACAGCCAGGACCUCCUCACGUUCAUGUCGAAUGGGAAAAUCACCAAACCGGAAGUCUUCGUCCUUGGAUUUUCCGGCGGCGGCGCGAUGGCGUACCGGUUAGCCUGUGAAGAAAUGAUCCAGUCCGACUUGACUGGGAUCAUCGUCGUCUCCUACGACUUUUUCGACCCGGCCAUCGGUUACAAAGUUCCCCCCGCGAUGGCGAAAAAGUUGGAGAAAAGACCGCUCUGCCAACCGCAGAUUUCGUCCAGCUCCGGCGCGGACAAAAAAUCCUUCCCAAAGCACUUUGUAUUGCACGGUUCCUACGACGAGGCGCUGGACAUUCCGGAAAAAUUAACCACGAAUUUUCUCUACUACAGUAGCAAGGUGAUGGAGUGUCAGUUGCAGGACUUCGGGAAAACCUCGGCGUUGUAUUUCAAUCAGGAAAAAUUGGAUGAAACGAGAUUCGGCCACUUAGACCGGGAGAUGAUGGUGUGCGCGGAUAUCGCAAGAAGAAACUGUUUCACUGUGAAGCUGUGAUGCAGAAAAUGGAACACAAAACUCUUUGUCUUGCUACACCUGCAAGUCAUUGAAUUUUCAAGCGUGUAUUCCCUUGGGAAGCGCGCAUGACAAAUUUUCAGUGUCAUGUGUAGCAAACUUGUGAUGCAGAUCCUGCAAAGUCAUCACAGUGAAACAGUUUUUUCGUGGGAUAGCGGAUUUCUUGAGCUUGAAAAUUCGGGAUGCGUCGAUUCCGAAGUUGAACCCGUUUGAGAAGUAUGCAAUACAAAUUUUCUGUACAUGUACAAAAUGCAUGACAAAUUUCGCCAACUUGCAGUGUCCAACUUGUCAUGCUGGACUAGGAUUGAAGGCAAGUUUUGUCAUGCUGGACGACGGAAGAAAAGGUAACAGAGCAAAACGCUGCGCAGAGGUCGAGGAGCUGAGAAGAGAAGCCGCGAAGAUUUCACACCAUGCGCCGAAGUAAAGCCGUUGGCGUCGCGGGUUAGAUUGGCAGGAGAGUGAAAUUGAGGACGGAGUUUUCAGCGAGAUAAAUGGGGAGGCGAGUUAAAUUAGCAGGAGGAUGCAGGCGAGUUAAAUUGAGAAAGGGGAAAGGAGGAGAAAAGGGAGACCAUUACUAUACAGGAGGCCAUCAGCUAGCGAAUAACUAAACAGCCUCGCCGAAAUUAUAGGGCUUUUUCUUUUAUAGUAGAUCAAGGACGGCGAGAGCUCUUUUUAAAACCCCCCCGCCGUCCCAUAUUUGCAUGCGCGGGGAGUCUAAGUAACAUGGCUUGCCAGAGUCAUUGACGAACCGGGAAGAUGGGAGGUGGGGAGUACCGUUUUCAGACAGGCCAGCCGCCGUGAGUGACUACCACCUCGAUUAUUGAGGGAGCGUGUGUCCUCCUCGACUGAGUUGCGUGCGCGGCCCAUCCGUGUUCCGCGUAAAACUCUACAGGAGAGUGUGCGCCGCGUCGAAAGGCUCCCGUCCGUACGGAGCGCCCCGAGCUCGUUUUAGCGCACCCGUAUGAUGGCCUCACUGUUAUGAGAUGUUAGAUCAGUUACAGUUUGCAAAACCCAGUCUGUUUAUGCUAGCAGAUGGCUAGUGCGCUGUGAACCCCCAGGACCAGGCUGACUUAGUCCCGACCGAAGUGGUAGGCGCUAGGAUGAACUAUGUAUGUAGUGCCUAGGGCCCUUCCGUGCGGCCAAUAUGUAUGUCCCGUAACGGGGAUCGCCUAUGUCGGUCAUUUAUAUGCAAGGCGAUGGGUCACCCGGUCGGCAGAGCCGAUCCAUACGAACGAACGAACGAACGAAGCGUCUGCAUUUGUACGUGUUCGGGAAAUUUACUUCUGUGGAUAAGAAAAUGGAGAUGCUAGAGUCGAAGGAAGACGCCGUGCACAUGCAAAUCUCCUGCCCAUCACGGUUGUGUAGGUGGGGAAAAGCACCGUUAUACGCAACCGAGCACCAGCCGGCCUUGGCGACGAAGGCGGCGUUUCGGGGGUUGGAUUAUUUCUGGAACAACUUCCCGGAUGAGCGAGAAGCGGAGGAAUUGUUGAAAAAGCAACUACUGGAUAACAUGAAGGAAACGCAAGCGGGUGUAGAGAAAGCAGUGGUGGAUACAGACACCGAUUUGCUGGCCGAUGAAAAGACCAGGAGGGGAGGGGGUGGUGGUGUUGGGAAUGAUAGUAGUGCCACGACCGGUGAGGAAGAAGACCUCCAAUCAACUUCCGGCGACGAAGUGAAAACGUUACAGGAGGCUCCAGCGACGUAGAUGAAGUCUGAGUCAAGUUAAUUUUAUCAGUCUUGUUUAAGUUUAUGUUUUAAGCUAACCGCAAGCAAGCGCAGAACAGCAGAAUAAGUUACGACAAAUCACAGCAUUAGCACAUGCGAUGCUCUUCUUUGUUUCAGUUUUACUCAAGAUACUCUACUUCGACUUUGUUUUAGUUUUACGCUAGUACCUAGAGGUAUGUAUCUAGCUCUAGCUGUGGUAGAUUUUUUCGAAUUCACAGGAGUGGCAAGUUUUAUUUUUUGAUUUUGAAUGGAGCAGAAAACUCAUCUUGCAACGCGUUCUCGCAGCUUCCAAGAAGUGCGGCGAAGCAAGACACGGGGGUCAAUUAUGCUUCGAUAUGAAGUGCUUCCUGUGGGGGCUUUUUCUUUCAAUUUUACAACCCAUCGAUGUUUCAAUGCACCUGUAGACAGAUUUGUUGUACAUGCAGCCGCACGUAAAUGAAAGAACAAUCAACAUGAGCACGGCGUUUCCGUUUCCCGCAAGAACUACUCCUGUACAUAAUCAAUGAAAGAUGACACGACAAGAAGCUCCACUGG